This is a messenger RNA of Carcharodon carcharias (great white shark), 274 nucleotides long. Its product is annotated as cytochrome c oxidase subunit 6C-like. The coding region runs from base 29 to 265 and encodes 78 amino acids. The record is from RefSeq and is a predicted model, not a curated record. NCBI's taxonomy places the organism in Eukaryota, Metazoa, Chordata, Chondrichthyes, Lamniformes, Lamnidae. The transcript has a single exon. Gene Ontology annotation, biological process: mitochondrial electron transport, cytochrome c to oxygen.
UGAAGGCUGUGUGGAUAGAGAGUAAACCAUGUCUUCUGCUGUGAUUGCCAAGCCUGCGAUGAGAGGCCUGUUGGCCAAACAUCUACGGUUUCACCUGGCUGUGGCUUUUAUUUUAGCUUUUUCCGUAGCUGGUGCUUUCAAGUUCAUAGUGACUGAUUCCAGGAAGAGAGCAUAUGCUGACUUCUAUAAGAAAUAUGAUGCCAUGAAGGCAUUUGAAGCCAUGAGGGAUGCUGGUGUGUUUGAAAGUGUGAAACCAAAGAAGUAAAUUCUUGCA